CUCGCGCUUCCGCUGGAUGCAGUUCCCGAGCAGGAAGUUCCGCACGACGUGGGCCGUCAAGGACGUCUACAUCGGACGCACCUGCCCUGACAUGUGCGCCAACCACGGCGUCUGCCACCGAUCCGUCUGCCUCUGCGACACAGGCUACACUGGAGCUAAUUGCACGACGCGAGUUCAGCUGAAGCCAGCGACCACGCCCGCGCCGAUGCCGGACUCCACCCAUCCACCGUCCAAGACGCUCGACCCAGGUAUCAGACCUGCUGCGACUCCGCCUCCCACAAGGAGGUACUCCGAUCUGCCGCCCACCUCCGAAAUACCGGAGGACAUCAAUGCUGGAGAAGCCCCAGACACAGGUGAGCAGGAGCUAUGGUUUCCUGAUGGUGAGAUGUUACCAGAUGAGGACUACGAGCAGCUAACCUUUGAGCCGGACCUCGAAGAUUUUGAGCCUGUGCCGGAAGCUAUCCAGGAUGACCAGGUCUGUGUCGCCACCUACAUGUAG
This is a messenger RNA of Priapulus caudatus, 499 nucleotides long. RefSeq lists its product as uncharacterized. Gene Ontology annotation, molecular function: lipoprotein particle receptor binding. The record is from RefSeq and is a predicted model, not a curated record. The transcript is spliced from 3 exons. Gene Ontology annotation, biological process: neuron migration; central nervous system development. NCBI's taxonomy places the organism in Eukaryota, Metazoa, Priapulida, Priapulimorpha, Priapulimorphida, Priapulidae. The coding region runs from base 17 to 499 and encodes 160 amino acids.